AUGACAUUAGGCAUGAAGCAGGAACUUUGUGAAGAAGCAGAACCAUGUGGGAAGGGGUCUGAUGAACAUGAUGGAACUCUGUCUCAGCAUGCCAAAUGCACAGGAGACAGUGAGCCUAAUGGAAGUUUGGAAACGCAGGAUGGGGGUGCCACAGGUAAAAAAAUACAUACAUGUGAAGAAUGUAGGAAAACCUUCACCUGGAUAAGAGGCCUUCACAUGCAUAGGAGGAUCCACACUGGGGAGAAACCGUACUCAUGUACAGAAUGUGAAAGGGCCUUCAUCAGACAUGCAGAACUUACCCAGCACCAGGGGCUUCGCAGCAUGGAAAGACUUAUCACUGUAAAGAGUGUGGCAAAAGUUUCAGUCAGAAAGCAGGCCUCUUCCAACAUCUCAAAAUCCACACUAGAAAAAAGCCAUAUCGGUGUACUGUAUGUGGCCGGUGUUUCCGUCAGAGAUCAGUUCUUACAAAGCAUCAAAGUCUCCACACUAGAGAGAGACCUUUUGAAUGUGUGGAUUGUGGUAAAGCCUUCUGCACACAGUUCAGACCUCACUGAACAUCAGCGAUUCCACAGCAAAGAGAAACCUUACAAAUGUAAUGGGUGUGGGAAAACCUUCAGGCAAUGUUCACACCUUACUGAGCAUCAGCAAAUUCACAGUGAAGAAAAACCCUAUAACUGUAAAGUGUGUGGAAAAGCCUUCACUCAGUAUGCAGGACUUAACCAGUACCAGAGAAUCUGUACCGGAGAGAAACCUUUUGAAUGUCCUGUAUGUGGACGAGCCUUUAGCUGGAGCUCAGAACUCAUAAUCCACCACAGAACCCACUCGGGGGGAAAACCCUAUGAGUGUGCCGAGUGUGGAAAAGCCUUUAGCAUGAGCUCAACCCUGAUCAUACAUCAAACAAGUCACACUGGAGAGAAGUCCUAUAAAUGUGAUGAGUGUGGUGAAGCCUUCACCAGUCAGAAGACAGGUCUGAGUCACCAUCUCAGAAUCCACACAGGAGAGAAACCUUUUGAGUGUUCCAAAUGUGGGCGGGCCUUCAGUUGGAAGUCAGAUCUCAAUAAACAUAAGAGAGUCCACUCUGAGGAAGAACCCUGUCAGUGUGAAGAGUGUGGGAAGGCCUACAGGCAGAGAGCAACGCUGUUCCAACAUCUGAGGGGCCACACUGUGCUAAGCCCCAGCAGCAGAAUGAGCAGAGUGGAGCCUGCGUGGGAACUCGGCCCUGAUCAAGGGCCAGAGAAUCCACAGCAACUGGACACCUUGCCCCGGUGUUAG
Messenger RNA from Leptonychotes weddellii (Weddell seal), 1272 nucleotides. Lineage: Eukaryota; Metazoa; Chordata; Mammalia; Carnivora; Phocidae. The record is from RefSeq and is a predicted model, not a curated record.